CCAAUUCAAACUGUGCAGAGAGUUCCGUUUGCGAACUCGGUCAAGUCAACUCAGCCUAUUCAGAUGAGGCAGAAUAACAGGGGAGUUGGUGUUACACCUGGUGCUCCGCUGGCGGCAGCAGGUGGUUUCCAUUGUCACCAAUACCAACAGCGAUUGGUCGGAGAUGAUCUCAUCUCUCCUUCCUCUUCCUCCCGCCCCACCACCGAUAACAACAAUAACAAGAAUCAGAUUUCUCCGUUGCCGAGCCCUUCCUCGUCUUCUUCCACUAAUUGCUCUGCUUUUGGUAUAUGAAAAUUGAAAAGCUGGGGUGCUUGAGACAGGGACGGCGCUAGCCUAUUAGUAGGGGGGUUUAAAAACAUUUUGUGCAUCUAAAUAUAGUCCUCAUUGAUACAAUUUUGGUUGGGUAAAAGCAUUGUAGCCAGAUAUUAGUUGUUCGAUCCACAAUAAUUUUUUGAAGCCUGUAUUCUAGAACUUGACCAAGGCAUAUAUCUAUUAAUAUUUCAAUCCACCAGUAUUUUGGAAACUCAAAUAAAAAUGUUACUGAUGACUUAAUUACAUUGUUGUUAUUAUUAUUAUUAUUAUUAUUAUUAUUAUUAUUUUUUUUUUUUAUUUUUAUCUAUAAAAGAACAAGUAAAAAGUUACUAUUGCAUAGUGUCUCAUCACAAGGGGUGCUCUUUUGGUAAUUAACCAAAGAUUGGAGUAGUUUUAUGCCAUUAAGGUUCUAAUAAAUUAAUUUUAUGCUA
Messenger RNA from Linum trigynum, 743 nucleotides. The record is from the annotation of a GenBank genome assembly. Lineage: Eukaryota; Viridiplantae; Streptophyta; Magnoliopsida; Malpighiales; Linaceae.